CAAGCUAUGAAAUCAGUUGAUAGAGGAAAAUAUGUGAAAUACGAUCCGUACCGCGAUUCACCUCAACAAAUAGGUUAUGGAGCUACUAUUUCUGCACCUCAUAUGCACGCCCACGCUUUGGAAAAUUUGACUCCUUUUUUGCGACCUGGCAUGAAAGUUAUCGGUAUAGACCAUAUUCCUCAACUCGUGAAUUUAGCCAAAGAUAAUGUAAUGAAUGAUCGACCGGAACUUUUGGAGUCCCAAAGAGUGAUAUUUGUACUUGGAGAUGGCAGAAAAGGAUAUCCGGAAGAGGCGCCUUAUGAUUGCAUCCAUGUUGGAGCUGCCGCUGAAAAAUUACCUCAGGAUUUGAUUGAUCAAUUAAAAUCACCCGGACG
Molecule: messenger RNA, 374 nt
Organism: Racocetra fulgida
Lineage: Eukaryota; Fungi; Glomeromycota; Glomeromycetes; Diversisporales; Gigasporaceae
Source: the annotation of a GenBank genome assembly